Messenger RNA from Vombatus ursinus (common wombat), 646 nucleotides. It is a transcript of the gene UXT, whose product is annotated as ubiquitously expressed prefoldin like chaperone. The record is from RefSeq and is a predicted model, not a curated record. The transcript has 6 exons. Gene Ontology annotation, molecular function: transcription corepressor activity. NCBI's taxonomy places the organism in Eukaryota, Metazoa, Chordata, Mammalia, Diprotodontia, Vombatidae. The coding region runs from base 91 to 546 and encodes 151 amino acids. Gene Ontology annotation, biological process: negative regulation of transcription by RNA polymerase II.
GCCCCCGGAAAUCAGAAGCGGUUUUUUGCUGCCGCUGUGGCUGAACUGGAUUGACUGGCGAGCGGCCUGGGCUGGGGGAGGGUGGCCAGCAUGGCGGAGGGCUCACGGGGGGCUCAGGAGAAGGUCCUGCAGUAUGAGACCUUCGUUAGCGACGUGCUGCAGCGAGACUUGAGGCAGGUGCUGGCGCAACGAGAAGAGGUGUACAGAAAGCUGGCGGGUUACUUGCAGCUGAAGAACAUCCUGGAACGGAUCCAGGCAUCGGGAGGUCAAAACCUGCGCACCCAGGUGGAUUUAGGAUGUAACUUCUACGUGAAUGCGGAAGUGCCAGACCCUUCCCGGAUAUUUGUGACGCUCGGCUAUGGCUUUUUCCUGGAACUCACAUUGAAGGAAGCCUUGAAGUUCAUUGACCGGAAAAGCCACUUCCUUAUUUUGCUCAGUGACAGACUCACCCGAGAUUCGGUUAGGAUCAAGGCCCACAUCCGACUGGUGCUGGAGGGCCUUCGGGAGCUGCAGGGGUUCCUAGAGCCCGAGGAUUCAGGACACUGAUUAAGAUGCUGAGAAUCUCCUUGCCCUAAUAAGACUGCUACUGAGGCACCAAAUCUGUUACUUGAAAUGAGAGAUCCCUUUAAUAAAAGCUGGGAAUGAG